This is a messenger RNA of Miscanthus lutarioriparius, 1044 nucleotides long. NCBI's taxonomy places the organism in Eukaryota, Viridiplantae, Streptophyta, Magnoliopsida, Poales, Poaceae. The record is from the annotation of a GenBank genome assembly.
AUGGACAAUCUCCUAAUUUUAGUUACUCAUGUCAGAUUAUUUUACAAAAUUUCAAUUUCUCUCUGUGGGACAUCUAAUGAUACAGGUCCUGUAGAGAUGCAUUUAGAAAAUGGACAGGGUGGAGCUAUGGUCCUGCCUUCUAAUUCAUCUGAUCGGUCUGACAGAUCUGACAAACCUAUGGACCAAAAGGUUUUGCGACGGCUUGCCCAAAAUCGUGAGGCAGCAAGAAAAAGUCGGUUGAGAAAAAAGGCAUAUGUGCAACAGUUAGAGAGCAGUAAGCUAAAACUUGCAAGCCUGGAGCAAGAACUCCAGAAAGCUCGACAACAGGGAAUCUUCAUAUCCAGUUCCGGAGAUCAAACCCAUGCUAUGAGUGGAAAUGGAGCUAUGACCUUCGAUUUAGAAUAUUCUCGAUGGCAAGAGGAACAAAAUAAGCAGAUAAAUGAGCUGAGGACUGCAGUAAAUGCUCAUGCAAGUGAUAGUGACCUCCGUCUUAUCGUCGAUGGGAUAAUGGCACAUUAUGAUGAGAUAUUCAGGCUGAAGGGCAUUGCUGCAAAGGCUGAUGUGUUCCAUAUACUUUCAGGCAUGUGGAAAACACCUGCUGAAAGGUGCUUCUUGUGGCUUGGGGGUUUCCGUUCGUCUGAGCUUCUAAAGCUCCUUGUGAAUCAGCUUGAGCCUCUAACUGAGCAACAAUUGAUGGGGCUAUCCAAUCUCCAGCAAUCCUCCCAGCAGGCUGAGGAUGCAUUGUCACAAGGAAUGGAAGCAUUGCAGCAAUCGUUGGCAGAAACGCUGGCUGGGUCCCUUGGUCCAUCAGGAUCUUCUGGGAACGUGGCAAACUAUAUGGGUCAAAUGGCUAUGGCCAUGGGAAAACUUGGUACACUCGAGAAUUUCCUUCGUCAGGCUGACAAUCUACGACAGCAGACCUUGCAUCAGAUGCAACGCAUCCUGACAAUCCGACAAGCCGCUCGCGCGCUUCUUGCAAUCCAUGACUACUUUUCACGUUUGCGCGCCCUGAGUUCUCUUUGGCUUGCUAGGCCACGAGAGUAA